Molecule: messenger RNA, 1541 nt
Organism: Populus trichocarpa (black cottonwood)
Lineage: Eukaryota; Viridiplantae; Streptophyta; Magnoliopsida; Malpighiales; Salicaceae
Product: protein ABCI12, chloroplastic
Exons: 8
Coding region: 68-1216 (382 amino acids)
Cellular component (GO): chloroplast
Source: RefSeq, a predicted model, not a curated record
UUUUAGAACAUAACAAACUGCACUAAGGAACCGUACCAAAAAAAAAAUCCCUUAAAAAAACACACCGAUGAACUGCACGCACUGUACUAUCCAAACGGUCACUUUCCCUGUGCUGCCUGCAAGAGCCAGUUCAAAAACCCUAAUUUCUCCGUUUCUUGCACAAGUUUACCCUAAAAGUACUUUUAAAAAUGCCCAUCAAACUUUGAAACUGACAAGUUUCAAAGUCAGAGCUUCAGUGGACAAUUCUGGCGAUACCAACAACUGGGUCAGCCGGUUACCCAUCGGAGCUUUAUCCGGCGAUAAGAUAUUCAAGUUGAUUUCCGGUGCCACUGCUAGUCCCAUUGGCCAAUUCAUUUCUUCACCAACCACGUUUUUACAUUCUGUGGACCCCAGAAUCAAAUUGAUAUGGCUUCUGGCUCUAGUUGUUUUACCAGCGCGAUCGCAUAUCGUGAUGCGUUUCGGAUUGGUAGUUUACAUUGCUCUUUUGUCUGUAUUGGUUCUCCCAAGGCAUGUGUGGAUGGAUCAAUUGGGAAGAGUGUCAUUGCUUUCUGGAAUCCUAUUUAUUACAUUGGGUUUAGGAUCAGAUGGUGUGCCUCCACUUGUCCAGUUAAGAACGCCACCACCUGCCAUCACAGGCUUGCCUAAUCUUCCAAUGUCUUUGAGCGGCUAUUCGUAUUUAAUCAUGAAGCUAGGGCCUUUACAGUUUACAAGGAAGGGCUUGUCAGUAGCAAGCACAGCUGCAUGCUUAACCUUCACUGUCUUCCAAAGUGCGAGCCUUUGCCUGGCAACCACAACUCCUGAACAACUAGCGUUUGCUAUGCGGUGGUUUAUGCUUCCCUUAAGAUACAUUGGUGUUCCGGUGGCUGAAAUAACUCUUACCCUCUUACUAUCAUUGAGGUUCAUCAAUCUAGUCUUUGAUGAGGUCCGAAAUGUUUCACUGGGGAUUGUAUCUCGCAGGAUAAAAUGGAAGCAAUUGACGAUUAUCGAGACGAUAGAUAUUUUCGCUUCCUAUAUACGUCGGAUCUUCAAGAAUAUUUUUAGCCACGCAGAGCAGAUAUCUCAGGCAAUGAUUGUCCGGGGUUUUAGAGGUGACAGCAACUCCCAUAAAAUCUAUUUCUUAUCAGACUCAUCGAUUGGGAUGGCAGAUUUUGUUUCUCUGCUAUGCUUGAUUGGUGUUGUAGGUGCUGCUCUCUUGUCUGACUAUUACUUGGUCUGAUUUCAUGUUCCACCAUUGCCUUGGUAACUGGGCUUGCUUAGUCGUUGAUGCCAUGGAUGUGUACAAAAUCAUCCACGAGCAAGUGGGAUUUUGAUACAUUGUAUGUAGCUGUUGUCUGAAUGAUGGUUUAGCCAGGUGAGUGAUAUUCCUCAUGCUUGCAGGCUUAAAUCUGUAGUUUUCUCAAAUAAAACUACGAUUUUCAUACAUUGGAUUCUUAGAGACAGCAUCUGGGCCUUGUGUCUCAUAUUGUGCUAUUUUGUAUAUUAUUCCAAUGGUGCUUUUUGAUGGCAAAUUUAGGAAUAAAUAAGUUGUAAGAUCUCUCUAA